This is a messenger RNA of Physella acuta, 609 nucleotides long. Its product is annotated as adhesion G protein-coupled receptor E5-like. Lineage: Eukaryota; Metazoa; Mollusca; Gastropoda; Physidae. The record is from RefSeq and is a predicted model, not a curated record. Gene Ontology annotation, biological process: G protein-coupled receptor signaling pathway. Gene Ontology annotation, molecular function: G protein-coupled receptor activity. Gene Ontology annotation, cellular component: membrane.
AUGUUCCGUGUCUUCAACUCCAAGACUCGCGUCACCCACACCAGUCGCAGGUCCCAGAAUGUGUAUCAGGCCAAGCAGAUGGUCGCGUCGUUGUUGCUGCCGGUUGUCGUUGUGGUCGGUGUGGUGGUGGCGUCGUACGUCCAGUCAGGAGGGAGAACCAUAGGGUAUGGGGAAACGAGAUGUUACCUGGACUCCUACCUCGUGAACGGGGUAUCCCUGAUUGGACCUCUAGCGGCCAUAACUCUGGCCAACAUCACAUUUUUCGCCGUGACCGUCAGACGUAUAGACCAGGUGAAGAAACUUCAGGUGACAGAUUCUUCCAAGGGCGACGACUCCAGUAACAUCUAUAUCUACGUCAAGUUGUCGUCCAUGAUUGGAGUUUUCUGGGUUGUUUCGUUAAUGGCAGAGGCGCUAAAUGUGGACAUACUCAGGUACAUCGCGAUCGUGCUCAACGGCCUCCAGGGAAUGUUCAUCUUCCUCUCCUACACCUUCAACAGGAGAGUCCUUAACUUGUACCUGCACCGGUCUGACGUCACUUCCGGUGAUACACCUGGCACCAACCUGACCAGUUCCACGACCAAGGCAAAACCAGAUGUCACCAAGACAUAA